CCCCUUUAAAAAGUCACUUUGAGUUUAUGCGCUACAAAAAAAGUAAACAUGUGACAGAGAAAGCAGGGAAGUGAGUCUGAUGCAGGAGCAAGUGGGGGGGGGGAGUGUUAAUACAAAAAUACUCUGUGUAGCAGCAUAUUCUCACACGCAUGAAAGCGACUGAUGAGAGAGACGCGCAGUACUGGUCUACCUGAGGGAGGUGACAGAGAAAGUCUUCAGAGAGACUCUUCAACUGCCCGCCAAUUAAAUAUUUCUGUUCAUAUUUUUGUAGCUCUUUCGGGGCCAGCGGCUCUCUGAUCUCUCAGCUGAGGAGUUUUACUUUCUGUUCAGAAGUGGAGGAAGGCUGCCGCAGCAAUGACCCAGGAUCCAGGGGAAGCUAGAGAAGCAAUGGAGAUAUAUUCGCCCGUAUUCAAGGUGGACGGCCAGGCAUGCUACCUGCCCCAAGUGAUGGCACCACCUCCCCCUCCCCCUAGGCAGCGCCAGGUGGGACAGAUGGUGCUGUACCUGCUGCUGGUCGUGACUCUGUGUGGUGUCAUAGUGGAGGCCUGCUUCAUGUACAAGCUGUACAACACCACUGCGACGGCGGACACCCUAACCACAGAGAAGCGCCAGCAGGAUGAGAGGGAUGCUACCGCUAAUAGUUACCGGACUGAAGUUAAACCUCCGAAGCCGUCAGCACACCUGACAGCCAGCACACACCUACCCCGGGAAGACGGACUCAUGAUGUGGACCACCGUCGGGGGAGAUGCCUUCACCCAUGAGAUGGACUACACCGAGGGGAAGCUCUUUGUCAAGACAAAGGGCUACUACUUCAUCUACUCCAAGGUGUUCUUCUCUGAGCCCAGCCCGGCAGCCUUCACCCACACGAUACUGAGAAUCAGCCCACACAGCCCCAAUAAAGAAAUGGAGCUGAUGCGCACUUUCCGAUUUCAUGAGAGGGGUGACAGGAGGGGGGGCAUGCUGAACAGCUACCUGGGGGGGGUGUACAUUCUGCACGAGGGUGAUGCCAUUUUUGUAAAGGUGCACAAUCAUACAAAGCUAUUGAGGCAGACCUCUGCGGAUAACUUCUUUGGCACGUUCAUGUUGUAGAUGAUUAUGGUUGUGGUUGAGUACCAUGGGGGGGGGGGGGGUUGGGUUAGAAUAAUUCCAAGAGCCUCUCAGUGACUGGGACCCAAAAAAAUUUGGAACAUCAGUGGAUUGGUCUAGAUUAGAGGGCCCAAUGUGAUAUGCUGUCAUGGGGCCCAAAAUUCCUAGCAGGCCCCAUGUCUGUGACCAUUGGAACGUUGAAAGUUUGAAGGAUUUUAUGACUUUGGGGGUUAUUGGCUCACUCUCUAACAGGAAAGGUUUUAUUUAGUUGUUAAUGUUUUUGCAACUUUGACAAUCAUUUAUCACUACCAUUUGUUGCAUUAUUAUAACCUAAUAAUACUUGUUUAUUAUUUUCGAUAGAAGUCUGAAUUCUUCAUUGAUUAAGAAUCACAGACAUAGAUAUGCGUUUAUGCGUAAUCUAUGCAAUACAGUAGUGUUUCGAAGCGUCUGUAUGCGAAGGAACUGGUUUGUUAAAGCUUGAAGAAAAAAAACAGUGAUGGGAGCUUGAGAGUUACUGAAACAUCGACCGACUGACCCGAAUAGAGCUCAUGGAAAGCUUUCAUAAGGAGAAGGCACUUUGUAACUAAUUUUGCAUGCCGAUUGUCCAAAAGAAAGUUUGUUUUUUGAAUACUCUCAUAUAUAUGCAGAAUAAAUUACCUUUAAAUUAC
Paramormyrops kingsleyae is the source of this 1754-nucleotide messenger RNA. Its product is annotated as tumor necrosis factor ligand superfamily member 14-like. Lineage: Eukaryota; Metazoa; Chordata; Actinopteri; Osteoglossiformes; Mormyridae. Gene Ontology annotation, molecular function: tumor necrosis factor receptor binding. Gene Ontology annotation, biological process: immune response. Gene Ontology annotation, cellular component: membrane. The record is from RefSeq and is a predicted model, not a curated record.